AUGAACAAGCCCAUCGCCACCGAUAGAUUUUUUCAACAACACCCUGAUGCAGCUGGCCGUCUUGGUAUGUCUCCAAUUCAAAAAUGUACUGCUGCUAUGAGGGUGUUGGCAUAUGGCACCUCAGCCGAUUUGCAUGGUGAAUACUUACGAAUGAGUGCCCAAGUCAUUCGUAAAUCAGUCAUCAAAUUUGUUGAAGGUGUCAUUUCCAAUUUCAGAGCUGAGUACCUCAGAAAGCCAACUGAAGAAGAUAUGGCAGCUCUUCUUCAUAUCGGAGAACAGCGAGGGUUCCCAGGCAUGAUGGGCAGUAUUGACUGUAUGCAUUGGGAAUGGAAAAAUUGCCCUAAUGCAUGGGCAGGGCAAUAUGCAGGACGAAGCGGUACGCCAACAAUUAUUCUGGAAGCAGUUGCAUCACAAGAUCUAUGGAUCUGGCAUGCAUUUUUUGGAACCCCAGGUUCAAGAAAUGAUAUCAAUGUACUUGAUCAAUCGCCUGUUUUUGAUGAUAUCUUGGAAGGUCGAGCACCUAAGGUCAAUUAUAUCGUUAAUGGUCGCGAAAGGAAUAUGGGAUAUUAUCUCACUGAUAGUAUAUAUCCUCAAUGGGCGGCAUUUAUCAAAUCUAUUCCUGCUCCACAACUUCGAAAGCAUCAGUUGUUUGCUCAACAUCAAGAGGCUGCACGAAAAGAUGUUGAGCGAGCAUUUGGAGUUUUACAAGCGCGUUUUGCUUUUAUCAAGCGGCCAUGUCUUAUUUGGGAUCGUGAUAUUAUGGGAAAAAUAAUGAUUGCUUGCAUCAUCAUGCAUAAUAUGAUAGUGGAAGAUGAAAGAAGCAAUUACCUUAACUAUCAUGAUCCUACAGAAUUCAUCGAAGAUCGACUAAGACAGAAUACUCGUCGAAGUGAAGAUGGAGAGGAAACUAAUGAUUUCGUAUACUCUACGAAUAGGAUUGCAAGCCUAGCGAGCUAUAUGAGAACUAGGUCUCAACUUCGCAAUAGAGAAGAUCAUAGCUCUCUAUUACAUGACUUGAUUGAGCAUAUAUGGCAAAAGUUUGAAGAUGAUAAUUAA
Messenger RNA from Salvia miltiorrhiza (redroot sage), 1056 nucleotides. RefSeq lists its product as uncharacterized. The transcript has a single exon. Lineage: Eukaryota; Viridiplantae; Streptophyta; Magnoliopsida; Lamiales; Lamiaceae. Bases 1 to 1056 code for a protein of 351 amino acids. The record is from RefSeq and is a predicted model, not a curated record.